AUGAAAGGAGAUGAAUCACGUGACAAAAAUAAAAAAAAUAAAAGACACGUUGAAGAAAAUAUUGAAAAAAAUUCAAGUGAGGGAAACAAAUUAGAAGAUGAAAUGAUAACAACAAAUUUAGAAAAAACUGAUAAAUUAGAUGAGAAAAAAGAAAAUGAAGUAGGAAAAAUAAUUCGAAAAGUCGUCAACUCAUCUGAAAACAUAUUAAAUUAUGCAGAUAACAUAGUUAAAAUGAUAGAUAAUAUAAAAAACGACGCACAAAAGACAUUAGAUAUGAAAAAUAAUGAUAAUGAUAAAGAGACGACAAUAAAUAAUGAUAAUAAUAAUGAAAAGAAAAAGGAAACGUACGAUAGCGUAUCACAAAACAUAACGGACAUAUUGAAAAAAUUUCUCAUGUCCACGGAAAAAUCAAGCGAAGAUGAUGAUAUUGAUGAUGAUGAAGAAGACGAAGAUUCGAAUUUAUUCGAAUGGACAAAAGAAAAACUUGUUGAACAUGAUAAAAAUCCGUGGGAUAGAAGUAAAAACAAAAAUGAUUUUGCUGAUGAUUACAUAAUUCCGGUACGAACAUUUAGAAAAAUUGCUGAUGUAAAUCAUUCGUUUUUAACAGUGACCUUACCCACAAUCGGAAUUUCCUUAUUUCUUCUCACGUUUUGCUUUUUCAAUUUAAGAAGUUUUCAUUUACGAAGAUGGACAAAAUCCUAUGCAGGAUAA
Messenger RNA from Pediculus humanus corporis (human body louse), 711 nucleotides. RefSeq lists its product as uncharacterized. The record is from RefSeq and is a predicted model, not a curated record. The transcript is spliced from 3 exons. The coding region runs from base 1 to 711 and encodes 236 amino acids. Lineage: Eukaryota; Metazoa; Arthropoda; Insecta; Psocodea; Pediculidae.